Molecule: messenger RNA, 1656 nt
Organism: Pyricularia grisea
Lineage: Eukaryota; Fungi; Ascomycota; Sordariomycetes; Magnaporthales; Pyriculariaceae
Exons: 4
Coding region: 172-1656 (494 amino acids)
Biological process (GO): conversion of methionyl-tRNA to N-formyl-methionyl-tRNA; biosynthetic process
Cellular component (GO): mitochondrion
Molecular function (GO): methionyl-tRNA formyltransferase activity
Source: RefSeq, a predicted model, not a curated record
CCCUGUUCCAGCAAGCCAUGGAAAACACGCUGAAAUUGAGGAAUCUGCUCCUUUUAUUACACCGCGCCGCCACCUCUGCAAAAGAAGAAUAACCAAGAGAGAGAGAGAAAAAAAAAGGGAGCAGGGCAAAGAAAUGCAUCAUUUGCCUUUAUUCAAAACCCCUGCCGAAAAAUGCCCCUGAUACGACCAGGCGGCGGCGGAGUCCUGGGCUGGGCAGCGACGGCGGCGGCACGUCGCCACGGACAUCUGAACCUCGGACGCUGCUGCCGACGCUUCUACUCGGCCAGAGUCUCGGACCCGCUGCGAAUCCUCUUUUGCGGCUCCGACGCCUUCAGCUGUGAGUCGCUCCGCGCCCUGGAUGACGUCCGUCGCAGCGAGCCCCGGCUCGUCAAGUCGAUUGACGUCGUCACUCGGCCGCCGAAGCGGACCGGGAGGGGAUUGAAGGUUAUUAGGCGUGCCCCAAUAGAAACACUGGCAACGGACCUGCAGCUACCCGUGCACCCGUUGGACAGUUUCCGCGAGUGGGAGCUUCCCCUUGUGGACGGCGAGGCUAUCAACUUGAUAAUAGCCGUGUCUUUUGGCCUGUUUAUCCCUUCAAGGAUUCUCAAAGCCGUUAAAUACGGCGGACUGAAUCUCCAUCCGUCAUUUCUUCCCGACCUCCGCGGCUCGGCCCCCAUCCAAUGGGCCAUCAUGCUCAGCCGCCAACACACCGGCGUGACUCUGCAGACCCUCGACGACAAGGCCUUCGACAGAGGGCUGAUCCUCUCCCAGACCCCGCGCCCGGGCAUCCCCAUCAUGCCCGAUGCCACCACGGCCGACCUGACGGCCCAGAUGGCCGCUCCGUCCGCGGCAAUGCUGGUUGCCGGCCUCCGCGCGGGCCUUCACGUCCCCCCGCUGUCGCCGCUGUCCGACCACGACGCGCACGCCCCCAAUCCGGGCUUCCACGCCCGCAAGCUGACAAAGCAGGACGCCGAGCUGCGGUGGGACGAGCUGCUGGCCCGGCGCUGGAGCUGCGACGACGUGGGCCGCCGGCACAGGGCCCUGGGUCCGCUCUGGGGUAGGACCGCGUCGUUGGUGGCGCUGUCUGCUGCGUCUAACGGUUUAUCACAACAGCAGCAGCAGCAGCAGCAGCAGCAGCAGCAGCAGCAGAAGCAAAAGAAGAAGCGCAAUGUGCCAACCGAGCCACAGCGAGUUAUCCUGGAAGGCAUCUCGCCGCUACCCGAGGGUCAUUAUUCCGGGUUAGACGAGGCUCGUAUCUGCGAGGCUGUGAAGAAAGUGGUUUCGGGCGAGCCGUCUGCUCCGUCUGCUCCACACGCAAGCGGCGAGAAGCAACCGCCUUUCUCCCAGCCACCACCCCUCAGCCUGCUCGAGGUCGAAUGGGAGAUGGAGCCGAGCGAAGGAGAAGAGGCAGCACGACGUUACAAGACGUACUGGAUUCCUUCAAAUUCUGACAAAAGCAACGGGCGGGCUGUCUGCGUCCUGGUCGUGUUCGUGCAGAAAAACGACGCGUCUGGGCCUGCGCUCGAGUAUACGCCAUGCAGGCUUGGCGUCGAAUCGAUGAAGAUGGAAGGUCAGCCCUCGAGGCCGGCGUUGGAGCUGGUCAGAUACCUUGGGGCUCGGGGUCCGCUGCCGUUGGCUGCAGCGCCGACCAAGUAG